AUGAUUGUCAUGGUACUUGUUGGUGUACUUCGUCAUCAAAUUACUAUGCUCAUUACCGGUGCACCCAAGAAGCCGCAGUUGAAAGCAAUAAAAGAAUCCAAGGCACUGUUGCGCGGUAUGCGCUUAAGACUGUUUGGUAACAGUAUCCCGCAGCACGCAUUUGCGAGCCGAAAAACCUAUCUUGCGCAGGCCUAUGAACAGGGCAAAUACUUGAAGAAUCCAGAUGCUGCUAAAGAAGGUCCUGUUGCGCCGAAUCCAAUGGACCCUGAAAUGAUGGAAGGCAUGAUGGAGGGUAUGAAGAAGCAGAUGAUGAAUAUGGUGCCGCAAAUGGUGAUUAUGGGAUGGAUCAAUUUCUUUUUCCAAGGAUUUGUUGUUAUCAAGCUCCCAUUUCCCUUGACGCCUCGAUUCAAAACCAUGUUGCAGAGUGGCGUCGAUACACGUGAUAUGGAUGUCACCUGGGUAUCAUCGCUUUCCUGGUAUUUCCUAAAUCUGUUUGGUCUCGGUAGUGUUUUCGCUUUAAUUUUGGGAGACAACAAUGCUGCUGGUCUCGAUAUGGCGGCCAUGGGCACUAUGCCCGGUGUCAUGCCCGGUAUGGGACAACCGGGACAGCAACAAGAUUUUAACAAGCUAUUCUUGGCCGAAAAAGAAAACGUGCUUAUUACGCCACACAACUGGGAACUGGACGAUGUAGAGGAGCGAUUAUUGAAGAAGUAUGGCAAAGCCAUCAAAAGCUCCCCUGCCGAGAAAACCGGAUCUCGCGAAAUCAAGAAAGAGGCAUCCAUGAAAGAAAAGAUCAAGGCUGCCCAACAGCAGAAACAGAGUGGUCGUCGUCGAUAA
Radiomyces spectabilis is the source of this 837-nucleotide messenger RNA. Its product is annotated as integral membrane protein DUF106-domain-containing protein. Bases 1 to 837 code for a protein of 278 amino acids. The transcript has 4 exons. NCBI's taxonomy places the organism in Eukaryota, Fungi, Mucoromycota, Mucoromycetes, Mucorales, Radiomycetaceae. Gene Ontology annotation, cellular component: EMC complex; membrane. The record is from RefSeq and is a predicted model, not a curated record. Gene Ontology annotation, biological process: protein folding in endoplasmic reticulum.